UAGCUCGCUGCCAUCAAGUAAGAAGCCAUUGUAUUACCAGGGACCGUACUCGGGUUUUAUAAAAUCCAGUAGUAUAAUUACGUUUUAAAUAGUUUUUAAUCCGUGGGAGUGUUAACACCCCCGCAGCAUAACUAUAGAUUUGAACAGUAGAAUAAAGUCUAUUGUCGAGGAAGUAAAGGAAAAAAAGAAAUUCACAAAAGGUCCAAAGACGACUGUAUUUUCCAUCCGGGACGUUAAGCUUGGCGGAGGAAUUCAUCCGACUUCGCAGACAGCGGAAGAGGGAAAGCGCCGUCUAGUUCCGCACCAAUUGAUUAUUUCCUCCUGAUAUCUUCGUCUUACAGUCCGCGCUUGGCUUUUUUCUCUUAGUUCUGUGCACGUAUUUAGAUGGCAAGCUUUCCAGACUCUGUAAACGAAAAUGAUAUAGGUAAGGCUAAGUUCAUCGGUGAACUCCUGGUGCCUGUUGUUCCCUUUGACCAGAAGUCUGGGCGUGAGGCUUGGACAGUAGCCUUUGCACCCAAUGGUUCCUACUUCGCUUGGUCUCAGGGGCGUCGCAUUGUCAAGCUCAUUCCCUGGACAAAAUGCCUGAAGAGCUUUUCAGUGGGUCAUUGUGGAGAGGUCACCAAUGCCUCGAGCCCCCGGCGUUUGUCCCGUCAGAACAGCGACGGAGGCCAGGUAAUCCCUGUGUCCGACGAGCCCUGCGAACAGACCAUCGACUGCGGUGACACUGUCUGGGGCUUGGCCUUCGGUUCCUCAGUGCCAGAGAAGCAGAGUCGCUGCAUUAACAUCGAGUGGCACCACUUCAGGUUCGGCCAGGACCAGCUGCUACUGGCAACAGGCCUCAACAACGGUCGCAUCAAGAUCUGGGAUGUUUACACUGGAAAACUGUUGCUGAAUCUGAUGGACCAUACUGAUGUAGUGCGAGACUUGACUUUUGCUCCUGAUGGCAGCCUCAUGCUGGUCUCUGCAUCCAGAGAUAAGACCCUCCGUGUAUGGGACCUCAAAGAUGAUGGUAACAUGGUGAAGGUCUUGCGGGGGCAUCAGAACUGGGUGUACUGCAGCGCCUUCUCCCCCGACUCCUCUAUCUUGUGCUCAGUUGGCGCCGGCAAAGCAGUGUUUCUAUGGAACAUGGAUAAGUACACGUUGAUACGGAAGCUGGAGGGGCACCACAAUGACGUGGUGUCUUGUGACUUUUCACCAGAUGGGGCACUGUUGGCAACUGCCUCUUAUGACACCAGGGUCAUUGUAUGGGACCACCAAAAGGGCACCAUCCUGCUGGAACUGGGCCACCUCUUUCCUCCUCCAUCACCCAUUUUUGCUGGAGGGGCAAAUGACCGCUGGGUUCGCGCUGUGAGCUUCUGCCCUGACGGCCGCCACAUUUCCAGCAUUACUGAUGACAGACUGGUUCGUUUCUGGAGCAUUGAGGAAAGGGCCCCUCAGGCCAUCGCCCCUCUCUCUAAUGGCCUUUGCUGUGCCUUCUCUACCGAAGGAAGUGUCCUUUCUGCUGGGACUCGUGAUGGUAGUGUGCACUUCUGGGAGUGUCCUCGUAGCAUUGCCAGUCUGCAGCACAUGUGCAGGAUGGCUCUUCGCCGGGUGAUGACCACCCAGCAGGUAGAGGCCCUGGCCAUUCCGACACCACUCCGUGACUACCUGACAUACAAAGUCAUCUAAUCCCCCUACCACCCCAGCACCAGCUGACCCAUCUGCACAUGCCACAGCAGCAUUAUGCUGAAAAACCAAUGAAACCCUUAUUUUCUGAAAAAUAUUUUGGAAAACAGUUUUUCGUAGAACUUUGUUGAACAAAUGGAUGUGAUCAGGACAGGAGGAAAAGAAUAAAAUUUUACUGAAUCCACAGAGACAUGUCCUCAUCUCAAAUGCCCACCAAAUCCACUUACUGCAGGAUAUUGUGUUGUGUCUUACAUAUUUAUUUUUGUAAGUGAUUUAUUAAAUGAGGGGCCAUUGCACCAUCCCAUACCUGUAAGGUUAGGUUAUUUCUGGGGCCUCCUGUCCCCUGCAUCAUAUCAGUGUGGUAUGUGUAAAUGUUCAGAUCCUCUUCCAGUUGGCUCCAUCUCUCUACCAGGCUCAGUAAAUGCUUGAUCUUUUCCUCUGACCUGAAAUGGCUGUUGCACUUAAUGUGAGAAGCUUUGCAGGGGUGCUUGCUCUUAAUGUCAGGUUUUCUGUUUGUAAGUGGGUGAGCUAAAGGGAAGAGAAACGUGGUGUGUUUAAAGGAUGCAGGCUUUUGAAAGGCCAAUUCUCAGAUAUGUGGACUGCUGAUACUGUGGAAUUGGAGUAUUUACAUUAUUGUCAUGGCAUGAAAGAAGUACAAAAUCAAGCACUUAUAGGUCUUUCUUAGAUUUUGAAUAUUUAUCUGAAACAGUAUUUACACCGCCAUUACCAUUACCACUGAAACCAAGACUUCUUAAAUGUGAGUGAGCAGUUUUUAUUUCCAGUACGAAGAUAACAUGCUAGAUGUAUCAGCCGUUAUAUGAUCCAGUACAGUAUGUAACCUAGGCUCAUUUAAUUUUUGGGAGAAUUCUUGAUUACUAAUUUCAAUUAUAGACAGCACCAGAAGCUGGCUUUCAAGCUAUCAUGUUAACCAGCUCGACAACAAAAGACAUUUCACUAUUACAGCCGAUAAAUUGGCCAGACCAAUCUAUUAGUUGAUAUCCACUCAUCGCAGAUAUAUUGGUAUCAGUGUAUAUCCCAGCUGGUAAAUGACAAGAAAUUGAAGUACACAAAUGCCAAUGAUGUAUUUUGAAAGCGUCACCACUCUACACCAGUGAGUAGUGAAGUUUACUUUUCAAAAUGUCCUGCAAAAUGCCCUUCAUAGUGACAAUUGUUUAAAAAAAAAAAAAAAAAAAAAAAAUUAAGGGAUUUGUCGGGAUUUAUUGGAUUUUUUUAAACUCUAAAACAUCAAUAUGAGUAUGACCUCAAAAAUUCUGACAAAGGAUAUCUUCAUUCAGUUGGACUACUGUAUGACUGUGAUGGUAAUCGACCAGGAAACAUAGUAAUGUGCCAACAAAGGCAGGGAAGAAGAUUGAUAGUGAAUGUAAAUAGUGCAGGCCCCAAAAUCUCUAAAAUUGCCCUUGCAAAGGGUUUUUGAUGGAUGAAUGGAUUCACCAUGUUUGUCAGGUUUCAAGGAUGCACACAAUGUGUUAUGGUGAGAAAAUAUGAAUAACUUUGUUUACAAGAAAACUCCCCAGGGUACCUUAAAAGUCCUUCUUAAAUGGCUCCAAAUAUUUGCUACCAAACUACACUAACCGGCUGACAUCAGAGUUUCAGUAUGUGGCAAAUAUCAGCCACAUGUUUGGCCAACCAACAAUCGGUCAACCCUGACAUGAUGCAGGUGUAGCCCACCCACAGUCCAUCCAAAAAAUUUCUCAGACUGGCGACAUAAAUGGCAACAGUGUGCUUGAAUUUACUUCAGUGUGUGUGUGUGUGUGUGGGUGUGGGUGUGUGCACAUCCACGGUGUGCCCUGCCCUGUCCUGCCCUUCCCUGCCCUGCCCUGCGGGGCAGUAUAAAGCCUUGAGAUCAGUGGUGUCUGAUUUCACAGUAAAGCAAAGCACCUCUGCUGCUUAACUGCUAUAUAUAGUUGAACUUGUAAAAAAAAACAAAAA
This is a messenger RNA of Xiphias gladius (swordfish), 3615 nucleotides long. It is a transcript of the gene wsb1, whose product is annotated as WD repeat and SOCS box containing 1. The transcript is spliced from 9 exons. Bases 385 to 1668 code for a protein of 427 amino acids. Gene Ontology annotation, biological process: intracellular signal transduction. The record is from RefSeq and is a predicted model, not a curated record. Gene Ontology annotation, molecular function: protein binding. Lineage: Eukaryota; Metazoa; Chordata; Actinopteri; Istiophoriformes; Xiphiidae.